GAGAGCACAAGCAGGGGGAGCAUCAGGCAGAGGGAGAAGCAGGCUCCCCGCUGAGCAAGGAGCCCAAUGCGGGACUGGAUUCCAGGACCCUGAGAUCACGACCUGAGCCAAAGGCAGACGCUUAACCAACUGAGCCACCCAGGUGUCCCAAAAGAAUUUUUUUUUUUAAGUAGGCUCCACACCCAGCAUGUAGCCCACUGUGGGGCUUGAACUCAAGACCCUGAGAUCAAGACCUCAGCUGAGAUCAAGAGUGGGAAGCCUAACCAACUGAGCCACCCAGGUGCCCCAAAACAAUGUUAAAACUCUAAAGUGAAGCCCCUCUCCAAAAGGAAAACUUGCAGUUCUUUUCAACAUGGAAAUACAAAUGCAAACGCAAGUAAAGCAUAGCUGUACAUUCUUAUCCUUCUCCCCCAAAAGGUCAGCACAUAAUAGACAUCCAGUUCUGAUUUUUUUUUUUUAAAAACCUAAUUUGUCUUGGUUAUCUUUCCAGGUAAAAAGGAGCUUCCUUAGCCCUGUACCACUGUGUAGUAUUAUGGGAUUAUGCCUGGUGAGUCUGGAGAACAGCCAGGAGGCCCCGUGUGGCUGGAGGGAGUGAGAAAGCGGGAGAGGGCGGGAAAGCUGAGGGUGGGAUAGCGGUGAUAGGAGAGGACAGAACGACGUCUAUGGGCUGCAGUGAGGACUUGGGCUGUUACCCCGGGUGAGGUGGGAGCCCUGGAAGAUUCUGAGCAGAAGAGAGAAGUGCCUGUACACGAGUGCUCACGUCGCCUUCUGGCUGCUGUGGAGGGACCAGCCUUCGGGGAGAGGUGGCGGGAGCUGGAGCACCAGGGUGGAGGGACCGUAUUGGUUCAAGUGGGACAUAAUGGCCGUGUCCGGGUGGGGGACUGAGAGGAGUGAGAAGUGGAUGGAUUCUAGGUAGACUCUGAAGCGGACGGGACUUGCUGUCAUAUCAGAUCGGGGAUCGGGGGUGCGGGGAGGCAGGCAGAGAAAGAGAGGGAUUAGCGGAUCUCCAAACUUUGGGGCCUUAGCACCUGGCAGGAGCUGCCAUCAGGCGGGUCUAGAGGACAGCGAGAGGGCGGGUUGGGGGACGCCCAGGAGCUCAGAUGUAGCGGGGUGAGUGGGCAGCACCCUUGCACCUCCAGGUGCGGCAUCCAGAAGGUAGGCGUCCUGGGCGCGGCCGCCGCGCAGUCCCGAGAGCCGCCGCCAGAGGGCGAGCGCGCCCCAUCGCCCUCCGCAGCUCCGCGGGGCGCGGGAAGAACGGGCCCUGCCGCUUCUCACGGCCCCCGCGGCCGGCCGCUCCUCGCCUGGGUGCGAAAUGCGGGCCACGGAGGUGCCAGGGCGCGGCUCGGACCCCCCAGGCAUCCCCGGGGCUCCAAAGCCUGGGACGCGGCUCCCACCCUCUUUAUGUGUUUCCAACACUCCAGCCUCCACACCCGACCAGGCUGUUCCCACCGCCUCGAACGCCACCUCAAGGCUCUGCAAGAAUGUCACCUCCUCAGGGAGGCCUUCUCUGACCACCCUGGGGGCAGAAGCCCCCGCCCUGACACCUGUAAGGCACCUCCUAUUUAAAUAACUUCACACGGAAGGCUCUGGAAUCCUCUUGUCUUGCCUGUUUUCUGCACCACAGUUUCAAAUCCACAGUGAGGACCCAUUUCUGUCUUGGCCUCCGGAAUCUCCAGGGCUCAGAAUUAUGCCUGGCCUCUAAUAGGGGCUAAAGAAAAAAUAACUAAAAUGAUGUUAAUCAUAGUUUACUCGUGGUUCUACUGUAUCAGCCUCUGUUCUAAGCUGCUUACGUGAAUUAUCUCGGGGGUCCUCAGAGCAACCCACCCAGCUAGGGAGUGUUGAUAACACGUUACAUAGAUCUCCGUAACAGAAGAGGAAGCUGAGGCCCAGAGUGGUUAAGGGGGUUGACAGAGGUUGCACAGCUCUAAUGUUGCAAUGCUGAGGCUGAAACCCAAGAAGCCUGGCUGCACUGUCUAGUUUUGCAAACUGGAUGGAUGGUGCCCCUGACCUGGGAAGAAGCCCCUCAGAGCCUCCAGGCAUUGUGCCCCUGACCCCGUGUCUCGAGUCACGCCUUUCCCGGUCGCCACAGCCCACCCACCCACAGACCCAGCCCCCAGCCCCCCCGCCAGGCUGGGGGGAGGGGUGGGAACUCAGCAGGCCUCAGUUUAUUUUCCUCCCCACUGUGGGUUUGCAGAGAUGCCUCCUGAGCUGCCCAGCUUGGGGGCAAACCGUUAAAAGCGGGUCCGAAGGGCUGAGACUCCCCUCAUCAGACAGCAGGGUUGACUGCCCAGGACCCUGAGCCCAGUCCCAGACUGACUGACAGACGGACGGAUGUUCCUCGGCCAGUUGAUCGCUCUCCUGAGCCUGCUCAGUGGGGCCCAGCUGCACACAGGCUCUGGGAGGCCUGGAUUCCUGGGUCCCCCAUCUCAGCUCUGGGCUGCCACCAAUCAGACCCGGGCUCUGGGCCGAGGGACCCUAGGCUCCCAGGUACAAUCCUCUGCCCUCAGCAGCUGGAAGGCCUUCUUGGGUCUGCAGAAAACUGGGCGGCUGGGGAGAGGUAGCCUGCACCAUGGGCAGGAGGUGGCCCCCACCAUGUCUCUGCCAUUGGACCCGCAGGAAGUGGCCCAGGAGAUGUGCAAGGCUGUGCCAUACACUCAGGUGCUCUCCCAGCCCGGCUGCACGGCCGUUCACCUCCGCAAUCACCUCUGCUUUGGCUACUGCUCCUCCCUCUACAUUCCCAGCUCGGACCCCACCCCACUCGUCCUCUGCAACGGCUGUGUGCCCACUCGCAAGCGCCGGACACGUGUGGUCCUGUGGUGUCGGGCGAGCAGCCCAGCCUCCCGUCGACGGAUGAAGAUGUCUACUGUGCUGGUUGAAGGAUGUCAGUGCAGCCCGAGGGCAUGAUCUGAGCUUGGUGGACAGACACACAGACGCACACAGCUUGGAGAGAUGGGGGGAGAUGUGCCCAGAAAGACGCCGACCUGGAUCAUAAGCACUGGGUCAAGAGACCGGGGACACAGGGACAACCAGACGGGGCUCCAGAGCCCUUGCCCCGUUCCCGGGGACACCAGACGCAUCCCCAACGGGGAUCAUAGCACACACUUACGGAGCACUCCGUUUGCCCGGCCCCACGCUAAGCGUUUGACACGCACUACCUCAUGUCAUCCUCAGAACAGCCCAAUGAGAUAGGGGCUGGUAUCAUCCCAUUUCACGGAGAAGGAAACUGAGGCUCUAAGAGGCAAAGUCUCCCGCUCCAGGUCACAUGGCAAUAAGUGACAGAUCUGGCAUUGGAAUCCUAGGCAGUGUGGCAACCAAUUUUAACCACCAGGCUGGACCCCCCGCCUCGCAGAAUGAAAGACACACUCCCAGCUACGGGGAGGACAGAUGGUCUCACACAGACCAGGAGACACAGGGAUGACCCCCAUCCUCGGGACCCCAAGAAACCAAGGCAGGGAGGCCCAUGAAGCUGCAGGGUGGGGGAAACGUGGGCUCCCCAAAUCAGGGGCAGGACCUGUGUGAUCCCAGUUGCCCCUCUUGCCCCACCCCCUCAAGUCUCCACCCAGCCCCACGCAUAGCGUGGCAUUAAACAGGAACCAUAACGGUUGGCCAAGCCCAGUUGUGCGUGUGCGUGUGUGUGUGUGUGUGUUCCUCCAACUGGGGUUCCCUGGGAGCGGGUGGCCCUGUGCUGGGGUGUGGGCAGCAGGGGUGCUCCCUCCUUAGCUGGGCACAGGGUCUGCAGCGCAGGAGGGCAGCCUGGCUUUGGGCGGCUGGAACCGGGGCCCUAGCAGAUGGGCCCGUCUGGCACAGACGCGGGGACAUGUGGUGCUGUCGGGGUUGCCUCCAAAUGCCCCCCGGAGCGUGGGGCGGGGGGGG
Molecule: messenger RNA, 3873 nt
Organism: Mirounga angustirostris (Northern elephant seal)
Lineage: Eukaryota; Metazoa; Chordata; Mammalia; Carnivora; Phocidae
Gene: DAND5
Product: DAN domain BMP antagonist family member 5
Exons: 2
Coding region: 2332-2904 (190 amino acids)
Source: RefSeq, a predicted model, not a curated record